Molecule: messenger RNA, 1603 nt
Organism: Nematostella vectensis (starlet sea anemone)
Lineage: Eukaryota; Metazoa; Cnidaria; Anthozoa; Actiniaria; Edwardsiidae
Exons: 2
Coding region: 1-942 (313 amino acids)
Source: RefSeq, a predicted model, not a curated record
AUGUCGUUUUGUGCUUUGAAUGCUGAUGCUUGCUCCCAGCGGCGGAGGGCUGCGGUUCCUGACUGCCGUGGCUUUUCCACGGGCGCUGAUUAUAUUCAUGAUGUGUGUUUUCCUCAGCCGGUGGAGGCUGGUGUUCUAGACUGUCGUGGUUUUUCCACGGCCUUUCCUCGUGACUCUCAGCAGGCGAAUGAUUUUUAUUUGUACGCACAUGAGUUAGUUUUUCGUUCUGGUCGCCCGAACUUUGUGGUUUCUCGCCUGCCCGUUCCAAGUUCCCUAAAGAUCAAUACUUGGAGGACUUUGUUGUAUGAUUAUGACGACCAAAUGAUUUGUGAUUUCCUGGAGUUUGGUUGGCCGGUGGGUUUCACUGGCGAUACUGUUCCUAUUUUUGAUGCUCGCACUCACCGGGGUGCGCUCAAUUUUGCGACUCAAGUUUCAGAGCAUUUACAACGUGAAGUCUCGCUUGGUCGUGUCGCUGGGCCGUUUACGGAUCCUCCCUUCGGGGGUGGAUUUGUUACUUCACCGUUGAACACGGUUCCCAAGCGAGAUUCUGAAAAACGUAGGGUAAUUGUGGACUUGAGCUGGCCUAAGGGCGGUUCAGUAAAUGAUGGUAUUCCGUGUGAUAGUUUUCUGGGAGAUCCGUUCGUGACUUGUUAUCCCACUAUAGAUGACAUUGUGGAAGCGAUCGUAUUGAAUUCUGGUAGAACUCGCCAUCCCUUCCUGAAUUCCUGUCUUCGCGAGAUUUGUUAUUUGUCAGCGAGUUAUGAUUUUGAGAUCAGAGCGGUUCACCUACCGUCUGUGUUGAAUUGUGAUUCAGAUUUGCUUUCAAGAUGGGGCUCCGUUGCCUCCACUGUUAAGGAACGAUUCCUGGAGAGCGCUCGUUGCGCCAAUCGUAGGGGUGUUACAAUCUCAUCGGACUAUUUCACAUUCACGACUCCUUGGUAAUUCGCCUUCCAGUCGUAACUUAUUCGCUCGCUCUUUCUUGCAGAUUCCUCGGCUUUGGCCUCUCUGCAAAAGGAUCUACGACAGACAUUACAAGCUGCUUAUAGCACAGGGACAUAUAGUAAUUUAAAGACUCAAUUUAAGGCCUUUUUUCUAUUUUGCUUAUAUUUUGACUUGACUCCAUUACCAGCAGACAUAGAUACGGUCUGUCUUUAUGUACAGUUUUUAAGUCGUUCGAUUGCACCACCUUCGAUUCGUAACUAUUUAAGUGGGGUCAAGUUAUUACAUCUUUUUGCCGGUUAUGACUAUGCAUUUACUAAGGAUUUUAGUUUAUCCCUAGCCCUGCGGGGAGUUUCCCGUAGGAUACCACAUGUACCUCAGAGGGCUCCACCGGUAACUCCUAGCCUUUUAUUGCUAGUUGCGCGAACAGUAGAUUUUCAACAUGAUGCUAACUCUUCUACAUUGUAUUGCGCAUUUCUCUUUGCAUUUUUUCUUAUGGCGCGUAUAGCUAAUAUCGUACCGCGUUCUAUUAAGGCAUUUAAUCCUACCCGCGAUCUCACACGGGGUGAUGUUUUGUGUAACGAACACGGGCUUAUCGUCACGUUUAAGCAUACAAAAACUAUUCAGUUCGGUCAGCGUCGAUUACACAUUCCUCUGUUACGUA